UUUAUUUCUGGAAUUUCCCGUUUAAUAUUUUCAGAUCACAGUUGCCCCUGGGUAACUGAAACUGCAGAAAGCAAAAAGCUGGAGAUAAAAGGGCUGUGCGUAUGCAAAGCUCACUGAAGGCCACGCAUUGAAUCCUCUCCAUUUGUGCAACUCCAGACAUCGGGACUUGCCUUCGGAGUCCUUUUACUUGAUGCGACCUUGGGCCAUUCACAUCCCAUCUCCAGACCUCAGUUUCCCCACCUGUACAAGGAUUAUGAGCUCCCCAUCUGCCAAGGCAUAUCAAACCUAAUCGAGAUGGAUUCAAUGAGUAGCUCGGUGAGAGCAUUAAGCAAUUGGUUCAGAGCCGGGAGAAAUGACUGGUAACAUUUACUGCUCUACCGCCAAAUCAAAAUCUCCCGGUUACUGCAAGGUCUUUUGAGCUGUUCCGGGAAAGGCGUGGUCAGGCCACGGCGAGCCACACCCCCAACACUAGGGCGGUCUUCGCCGCGCCCAACCCUGCGGCCCAAGGUUGGGACCCAGCGGUGAAAACCUACUACUCCCUAUAUAACCAUCCGCCAGAGAGAAAGUAGUUCCCAACCCAUAGCGGACUCCGUCAACCAUACUAGGCGACAUAUAAAAUUCUAGCUUCUGUCUAGAGUCAGCGAUGGUUCUGAGGCCUCGGAGUCACCUUCCGGCACACUGGAAACCUGUUUUUCACCCGGUCGUCGUAGAAAGUAGUUCCGGCCUACGAUAGGCUGAUGGGUCCCUCCGCAGCAGGGGAAAGAAGAUGGCGACCUCGUCGAUGCCGGAGUCGGAGAAGAACGCGCCUACGAAAGGGUCAGAUUGAAGGCCCCAGACCCCGCACCCCCUUGUCAGGCGGGCCCCCGAGCCCAUGGAGGAGAACGAGGUGGAGAGCAGUAGUGACGCGGCCCCUGGGCCUGGCCAGCCUGAGGAGCCCUCUGAGAGCGGCUUGGGUGUGGGCACCUCGGAAGCCGUGUCCGCCGACAGCAGCGACGCCGCCGCGGCCCCGGGGCCAGCGGAGGCCGACGACACCGGAGUGGGGCAAAGCUCGGACCGCGGCAGCAGCUCUCUGGAGGAGGUAUCUGAGAGCAGCUCAAGCACGGAUCCCCUGCCCCAUGGCUACCUCCCUGAUUCAUCUUCUGUGUCCCAUGGAUCAGUCGCAGGGGUGACAGGUGGCCCCCCGGCCCUCGUGCACUCCAGUGCACUCCCAGACCCCAACAUGCUGGUGUCUGACUGCACAGCUUCUUCCUCAGACCUGGGCUCGGCCAUCGACAAGAUCAUCGAGUCCACCAUUGGGCCCGACCUCAUCCAGAGCUGCAUCACUGUGACCAGUGCUGAGGAUGGUGGGGCAGAGACCACGCGGUACCUGAUCCUGCAGGGACCAGAUGAUGGUGCCCCCAUGGCAUCGCCAAUGUCCAGUUCCACCCUGGCCCACAGCCUGGCAGCCAUCGAGGCCCUGGCCGACGGCCCCACGUCCACAUCCACGUGCCUGGAGCCAGCUGAGGAGGCCCGGGGUGGGCCCAGCUCCCCAGGACAGCCUCCCCCGGCUUCUGGCACCGAGGAGCCAGACCUGCAGAGCCUGGAGGCCAUGAUGGAGGUGGUGGUAGUGCAGCAGUUCAAGUGCAAGAUGUGCCAGUACCGAAGCAGCACCAAGGCCACCCUGUUGCGCCAUAUGCGGGAGCGGCACUUCCGUCCAGCAGCUGCAGCUGGUAAGAAGGGGCGUCCACGGAAGUGGGGCGCCUCGACCAAGACCCAGGAGGAAGAGGCACCAGAGGAGGAAGAGGAUGACGACAUCGUAGAUGCCGGUGCCAUCGAUGACCUGGAGGAGGACAGCGACUACAAUCCAGCUGAAGACCAGCCCCGGGGUCGACAGCUGCGACCCCAGCGCCCCACCCCCAGCACACUGCGACCCCGAAGGAGGCCCGGCCGGCCCCGGAAGCUGCCUUGCCUAGAGACGUCGGAGUUCCCAGAUGGUGUGGAAGGAGAGCCUCUAGUGAGUUCCCAGAGUGGACAGAGCCCUCCGGAGCCACAGGACCCCGAAGCACCGAGCUCCUCAGGCCCAGGACGCCUGGUGGCCCUGGGCAAGGCCGAUAGGGUCCCCGUGGACCCCAGCGUGAGCCAGUCGGAUGCCGAGAACACAGCACCCACCUGUCAGGAGGAGCCUGACACCCCGCCCCGCCGCCGUGGCCGACCCUCCAGGCGCUUCCUAGGCAAGAAAUACCGCAAGUACUACUACAAGUCGCCCAAACCGCUUCUGCGUCCCUUCCUGUGCCGCAUCUGCGGCUCCCGCUUCCUGUCCCACGAGGACCUGCGCUUCCACGUGAACUCCCACGAGGCCGGAGACCCCCAGCUCUUCAAGUGCCUGCAGUGCAGCUACCGCUCCCGCCGCUGGUCCUCACUCAAGGAGCACAUGUUCAACCAUGUGGGCAGCAAGCCCUACAAGUGUGACGAGUGCAGCUACACCAGCGUCUACCGGAAAGACGUCAUCCGGCAUGCAGCUGUGCACAGCAGGGACCGGAAGAAGAGGCCAGAUCCAACCCCGAAACUGAGCUCCUUCCCCUGUCCCGUGUGUGGCCGUGUCUACCCCAUGCAGAAGAGACUCACACAGCACAUGAAGACACACAGCACUGAGAAGCCCCAUAUGUGUGACAAGUGUGGAAAGUCCUUUAAGAAGCGCUACACCUUCAAGAUGCACCUGCUCACACAUAUCCAGGCUGUCGCCAACCGCAGAUUCAAGUGCGAGUUCUGCGAGUUUGUGUGCGAGGACAAGAAGGCACUGCUGAACCACCAGCUGUCCCAUGUCAGCGACAAGCCCUUCAAAUGCAGCUUCUGCCCCUACCGCACCUUCCGGGAGGACUUCCUGCUGUCCCACGUGGCUGUCAAGCACACAGGGGCCAAGCCCUUCGCUUGCGAGUACUGCCACUUCAGCACGCGGCACAAGAAGAACCUGCGCCUGCACGUGCGGUGCCGACACGCAAGCAGCUUCGAGGAAUGGGGGCGGCGCCACCCCGAGGAGCCCCCGUCCCGCCGUCGCCCCUUCUUCUCCCUGCAGCAGAUUGAGGAGCUGAAGCAGCAGCACAGUGUGGCCCCUGGACAGCUCCCCAGCUCCCCGGGACUGCCCGAGGUCCCUUCAGAGGCAGCGCCUUUCCAGUCGCCUGAGACGCCCCCACUGCUCUGCUCUGACACCCUGGGUGGCGCUACCAUCAUCUACCAGCAGGGAGCUGAGGAGUCAACCGCUAUGGCCACGCAGACAGCUUUGGAUCUGCUGCUGAACAUGAGCGCCCAGCGGGAGCUGGGGGGCGCGGCACUGCAGGUGGCCGUGGUGAAGUCGGAGGAUGGGGAAGCACAGUUGGCAGCCCCCGGUGGGCAGCCCUCCCCCGCGGGCGCCGCCGCACAAGUGGUAACCCUCCACGUGGCAGAGCCGGGGGGCGGGGUGGCAGCCGAGAGCCAGCUAGGCCCCCCUGACCUACAGCAGAUCACCCUGGCGCCCGGUCCCUUCGGCGGGGCUGGGUACAGCGUCAUCACAGCACCCCCUAUGGAAGAGGGGACAUCCGCUCCUGGCACACCCUACAGUGAGGAGCCCCCAGGAGAGGCAGCCCAGACUGUGGUUGUGAGCGACACCCUGAAGGAAGCUGGCACCCACUACAUCAUGGCAGCCGACGGGACCCAGCUGCAUCACAUCGAGCUGGCUGCAGACGGCUCCAUCUCCUUUCCAAGCCCCGAUGCGCUCGCCUCCGGAGCCAAGUGGCCUCUGCUGCAGUGUGGGGGGCUGCCCAGGGAUGGCCCUGCGUCCCCGUCUCCAGCCAGGACCCGCCUGGCGGGGGACCCCCAGGGCUCUGCCUCCCCACCACCUACAAGCAGCAAAGCUCUGGGCCUAGUAGUGCCCCCCUCACCGCCAUCCGCAGCCACCGCAUCAUCCAAGAAAUUUUCCUGCAAGAUCUGUGCCGAGGCCUUCUUCGGCCGAGCUGAGAUGGAGAGUCACAAACGGGCCCACGCCGGCCCAAGCGCCUUCAAGUGCCCCGACUGCCCCUUCAGCGCCCGCCAGUGGCCCGAGGUCCGGGCCCACAUGGUGCAGCACUCUGGCCUGCGGCCCCACCAGUGCAGCCAGUGCAGCUUUGCCUCCAAGAACAAGAAGGACCUGCGGCGGCACGUGCUGACCCACACCAACGAGAAGCCUUUCUCGUGCCACCUCUGCGGGCAGCGUUUCAACCGGAACGGGCACCUCAAGUUCCACAUCCAGCGCCUGCACAGUCCUGAUGGGAGAAAGGCAGGGACCCCUACUGCCCGGGCCCCGGCCCAGCCCCCCACCCAGACCAUCAUCCUGAACAGUGACGACGAGACACUGGCCACACUGCACACCGCCCUGCAGUCCAGUCAUGGGGUCCUGGGCCCAGAGCAGCUCCAGCAGGCCCUGGGCCAGGAGCACAUCAUCGUGGCCCAGGAGCAGACAGUGACCAAUCAGGAGGAAGCCACCUACAUCCAGGAGAUCACCACAGCAGAUGGCCAGACAGUGCAGCAUCUGGUGACCUCCGACAACCAGGUACAGUACAUCAUCUCUCAGGACGGAGUGCAGCACCUGCUCCCCCAGGAGUACGUUGUGGUCCCAGAGGGCCAUCACAUCCAGGUACAGGAGGGCCAGAUCACGCACAUCCAGUACGAACAAGGGGCCCCGUUCCUUCAGGAGUCCCAGAUCCAGUAUGUGCCUGUGUCCCCAGGCCAGCAGCUUGUCACACAGGCCCAACUUGAGGCUGCAGCACACUCGGCUGUGACAGCGGUGGCUGACGCUGCCAUGGCCCAAGCCCAGGGCCUGUUUGGCACAGAGGAGACGGUGCCUGAACACAUCCAGCAGCUUCAACACCAGGGCAUCGAGUACGACGUCAUCACCCUGACCGAUGACUGAGCCCCAGGGCACAACGCAGACCACGGAUGUUGGGGCCAGCCCUGCAGGGGUGGGGGACCCCCACCAGGACUCAUGUCCUUGCUCCACCUGGGGUCUCCGGAUACUGGGAAGCCAGCAUCCUGUCACUCCAGGGGAGCCAGACCUGUGCUGUGGGGGUUGGGGAACAGCCACGGGCGCCAGCCGGGACAUGCUGGGUGCCCCAGCCUGCAGGCAGGCUUUGGGAGAGAAAUUUAUUUUUGUUUGGAUGGACCCACUGGCCUCUCAGUCUCAAUAAAGGGACCAGAGUCCAGCCCUGGCCAGCUCAGUUUGUCCACUUGUUGCUACAGCGUGAAGCAGGCAAGACUUGGGGAGCGGAAGGAAAGGUGGAGCCUGUGACAGCCACAGGGGGGAGUGAGGUGGAGGUGGCCUGGCCCGCAGUGCAUCCAGCCUCGCCUGUGUAAGUACAGUGGCCCCAAAGCAGCGCAGGCCUGACACAGCCCGCGAGAGCCCCCAGCUCCCACGCUGACCCCGAGGGGCACCUGCUCCACACACUAGUCCACAAAGGGCAGUGCAGCCAGGAGGCCACUUAACAGAGGCUGUGGCAAGGCCUGCGAUGGCUCUGAGCUGCAUUUCCUCGACCCUUGACUGUACAACACCUGCUGCCCACUCACUGCACCAGUCCCAGGGCCAGCAGGUGUCCGGCUUUCUUGCUGGGGACAGCCACCCGUCCUCUGCUCUCCAGGGGGACUAGCACAGGCUCAGAAGUGGGAGUGUGGGGCUUACCAGAUGGGUGGUGCAGGGCUCUGGACUCCAGACCUGCUGGGCAGAGGCUGAAGCCACCAGGGUCCCA
Phyllostomus hastatus (greater spear-nosed bat) is the source of this 5729-nucleotide messenger RNA. It is a transcript of the gene ZNF335, whose product is annotated as zinc finger protein 335. Gene Ontology annotation, biological process: regulation of gene expression; positive regulation of neurogenesis; brain development. The coding region runs from base 872 to 4900 and encodes 1342 amino acids. The record is from RefSeq and is a predicted model, not a curated record. Gene Ontology annotation, cellular component: nucleus. The transcript has 28 exons. Lineage: Eukaryota; Metazoa; Chordata; Mammalia; Chiroptera; Phyllostomidae. Gene Ontology annotation, molecular function: RNA polymerase II cis-regulatory region sequence-specific DNA binding.